Morus notabilis is the source of this 1893-nucleotide messenger RNA. Its product is annotated as CDP-diacylglycerol--serine O-phosphatidyltransferase 1. NCBI's taxonomy places the organism in Eukaryota, Viridiplantae, Streptophyta, Magnoliopsida, Rosales, Moraceae. Gene Ontology annotation, molecular function: L-serine-phosphatidylethanolamine phosphatidyltransferase activity. The transcript is spliced from 13 exons. The coding region runs from base 379 to 1662 and encodes 427 amino acids. The record is from RefSeq and is a predicted model, not a curated record. Gene Ontology annotation, biological process: phosphatidylserine biosynthetic process.
UGAAGAGAGAGAAACCGAAACCUCUCUCUCUUAAUUUUUUCCUUUCCUUUUUCUUAUCUUUUCGUCGCUCCAAAUACUAUUUCAAUCCGAUUCACAAAAGGAUCAAAAGUUUUCUCUUUCCAAUCAUAUAUAUAUAUAUUCUAGUAUCUUCUCCUUUUUCAUCGUUUGUUGUUCUUCGCCAUUGAUAAACCGGUUAAGUUAUCGUCAUCGCCGUCGCCGUCGCUGUGGUUCGUUCGGUUAAUUGGAAUUUUGUCUGAUCCGACGGCUGAGGAUCUCUUGGUCCCUCCAAUCGUACGCCUACGACUACUUUGUCUGUCCCACUUCUCUCUCCUUCAUCCUUACUGAGCAGGUUAUAAUUUUCUGACAGUUUGACGACUGAUGGAGCGGCCUAAUGGUCAUAGGAGAUUAAGAAGAAAUGAUCAUCAUGGUCAAGAAAAUGGUGAUGUCAUUCACUCUAGUGUUGGAGAUGACCUUGAUCCAUGGACGGCAUGGGCAUACAAGCCUCGGACCAUUUCAAUGUUACUUGUUGGCGCAUGUUUUCUUAUAUGGGCAAGUGGGGCACUGGAUCCUGAAAGUACUGUAUCUGGAGAUCUUGUUACAUCAGUGAAAAGGGGCGUAUGGGCAAUGAUUGCAGUUUUUCUUGCUUAUUGCUUGCUGCAAGCCCCUUCUUCGGUUCUGAUUCGGCCACAUCCGGCAAUUUGGCGCUUAGUUCAUGGAAUGGCUGUUGUUUACCUUGUUUCUCUCACAUUUUUGCUUUUUCAGAAGCGAGAUGAUGCUAGGCAGUUUAUGAAGUUUCUCCAUCCAGAUCUUGGUGUUGAACUUCCAGAAAGAUCCUAUGGAGCAGAUUGCCGCAUAUAUCUCCCUGAAAAUCCUACAAGCAGGUUUAAGAAUGUUUAUGAAACACUUUUUGAUGAAUUUGUUUUAGCUCAUAUUAUUGGAUGGUGGGGAAAAGCUAUAUUGAUCCGUAAUCAGCCUCUUCUUUGGGUUCUAUCAAUUGGAUUUGAGUUGAUGGAGCUUACCUUCCGCCACAUGUUACCAAAUUUCAACGAAUGUUGGUGGGACAGUAUUAUUCUUGAUAUUUUGAUCUGCAAUUGGUUUGGUAUCUGGGCAGGAAUGCAUACUGUUAGAUACUUUGAUGGAAAAACAUACAAGUGGGUCGGGAUAAGCCGUCAGCCUAAUAUCAUCGGAAAAGUCAAAAGGACAUUAGAACAAUUUACGCCAGCUCAGUGGGAUAAAGAUGAGUGGCAUCCCCUGCUUGGUCCAUGGCGUUUCAUUCAAGUUCUUUGCCUUUGCAUUGUGUUCCUUACAGUAGAGCUUAACACAUUCUUUCUCAAGUUUUGUCUGUGGAUUCCUCCCCGAAACCCUGUUAUCGUCUAUAGGUUGAUAUUGUGGUGGCUAAUUGCAAUUCCGACAAUUCGCGAGUACAAUUCAUACCUUCAGGACCGAAAACCGGUCAAGAAGGUCGGCGCAUUUUGUUGGCUUUCCAUUGCUAUUUGCAUCGUUGAACUUCUCAUUUGCAUCAAGUUUGGACACGGAUUGUAUCCUAAACCUAUGCCAUUAUGGCUGGUAACCUUUUGGACAUCCGUCGGAGCAUUCCUCGUACUAUUCCUCAUUGUUUGGUCGUGGCAAUCUCAUCGAAGUUUAGUGAGAAAGAGGCAAUGAUACUGCACUACUUCUCUACAUCAUUCUUUGAUUCCUACCUUUCCUUGAAGUUUAUCCUUCCAUGUAAAUACUGAUCCUCUUUUUUUAAAAAAUUGUAAAUCCAUAUUUUCUUAGAUUAGUGGAUCACAGUUUUCUUGAGCAGAGAAUAUCGUUAAUUCUUUCUUGUUGGGUAGUGGGAAAUGCUUCUACUGGAAGGCUCAUGAGUUACGGGUUGCCACCAUUACUGGCAAA